GGGAGGGCUAGAUGACGGAGCGAUAGACAGUGGAAAGAGAAUUACGGUGUGAAAUAAUAUCGGAGCUAUGGUUUAUGAGCUGAAAUAAAGAUCAAGAGCCAGAAGAAAACAACCCUUCUCUGCAUUCGAAAAUGAGGUACUAACAGGACCCAAGAUGUCUAUAAAUUAACAGGCUUCUUAGACAAUUUCCCAAAAAGUGGCACAUAUAAAGCUUUCCCACCAUGCACCCUUCCUCUCGCCCAUCCGUGCCCCCUCGUUCCCGAAGAUUUGACAAUAGGCACAUAGAGGCAAAACCAAGCCAAGGGACUAAGAGAGAGGACAAAAACAUGAACCCUGCAUCAUCUCGUCGUGGCACUCGAGGACCACCUGAGACUUCCAGGUUAAAGGGCCCCAGUCAAGGUCCACGAGCCCCAGUAGUUCAGCCCAAAUUGUUUCGUUCACAAAAGAUUGGUGCUCACGCAAUAUCAGCAAUCUCAAAACCAAAAAGUGGACACACUGUAUCAAAUAUUGCCCCAGCUGUGGAUCCAAACUGCAACGAGCCCAGCCUACCUUGUUUGUGUUGUGAUGGCCAUUCACCUCAGGAUAGUAACAGCCUUUUUAAUCACAACCAUAACAAUAAUAACACUGUAACCAUCAGGCAACAAAUGAAACUACCACCACCUCCACCAACUCACAAGGAUAAAUUGGCUAUUUUAAAACACGAUGUCAAAGAUGAGUGCAAGCCAGAAGUAAAGCAACCUCAUGCCAUUCCAGUGGAGGAGAGAGAUGAAGAAAAUGGCAAUGUGGAUGCAAAAGAUGGAGAUGACCUCAAGAACGGUGAAAACAGUGUGAAUGGCAACAUUGAUGUGAAUGGAAACGGCAAUGGUGGUGAUGAUGACGAUGAUGAUGAAGAUGAUGAUACUCUUGUUCCUUCUUCUUGCAAUUGCCCAGAAUCCAUGCUGGACUUCUCUCUUACAUCUUCUACCUCAUCUUCUUCCACAUCCAUUAGCAGCUGUUCAGAUCUGGAGUGUGACUUCCCUGAUACAUUUUCACUGUCAUCACAGGAUCAAGAGGUCCCUGAUCCAUCUUCUGAUUCCCCCGUCUCUCAUUGCCCUGCCUUUGAGACCAGUGUUUUACCAUUGGAUGACAACACUUCUGCAAGACCACCAUUUUCUCUUUGCUCGCCUGAUGAAGGCUAUCCCUCAGCCCCAUCCUCCCCCUGCUCUGACUACACAGACAGAAAGGCAUCAGAAGGAAAAUGUAUUAAAGUAAAUCUCCUUAAUUUUUUAGACUCAAUGGAAGAGUUAGGCAAAGUGGAUCUGUUCUACCGCAUUGUUCAUUUGGCACGUUGGGAAUUGGACAAUGAGCUGAUUGUCAGAGAUAGGAUGGAUCACCAACAGAAGCUUCAGAGGGUCAACAAAGAAGUGAAAUUGGCUUAUCUUGUGAAACUUCAGGAAGAAGGAUUGGACCUUAAUAAUGAGGAUAUUCCCAGAGUUUUGGAUGAAAUGGAAAAUACUGAAAUUCCAUGGAAAUUGUAUAAAAGCAACAAAUCGUGUGAUUCCCAGGAAUUUUCUGAUGCAGGGGUGGAUCUAACAGCCCCUUCUGACUUUGAUGAAACCCCUGUCCUUGAUUCUCUGGCUUCGUCACCACUGGAUCUUGUUCCCCCUCCCAGGCCCCCAAAACCUCCAAAAAGGCAUGUAAGUGCCCAGCCAGAAUCUCACAUAUACAAGAACAUCAGCGGACAGGUUUUCUCAGUAUUGUCCACCAAUGAAACUAAUACUUUUUCAACAGUUGUGUCUGAUCCUACAUUGUCAUCUUCACCCCCAACCUCAAAACCACCUGCACUUCCUCCUCCUCCAUCACAGCCUGUGCCCUACUUUACUCUAAAUACAGACUCAUCCACUCUCAUCUCCCCCACACCACCCAUUCCACCUCCUAGAAGACGUCAUAAGGCCCGUCUAGAGGCCCAGAGGCUUGCUGAGCUUAAAGGAGAAAAGACCACCCAGUCCCUUCCACCUCCAAUUUCCAGACCUCCUCCACUGCCACCUCCGCCUGCCUUGACCACACCUCCAGCUAUUCCACCUCCACCAUCGCUCCCACCCCCUCCGUCUUUUCAUGCAUUGGAUGUAGAAAUCCGAAAGUUGCUUGCACUGGCAGGUCUUACCCAAGCUGAAUUGCUUAAACUCAGUCCAGAGUUGGGAGUCUGCGUAGAUGUUGUUCUGGAGAAUGAGAAACAGUCAGCAUCCGAUAUCUCUGAGGUGGGAGAACUUAGAUCAAACAGUACACAAAAGAAAGAUAGAGAGGGUGUGAAUGAGGAGUUGGAUUCCAGAUUGAGAGAGGGAACUAGAUUUGGGAAAGUCAGAUCCUCAAGUGCAAAGGAAUUAGAUGCACUCAAUGAAGAGGAAGAUUCAAAAGAAGAGCAGAAAGAUGCACACAGAACAACAACCUUCACGGAAAUGGCAAGACGACGUAAGAGAAACAGUGGAAACUGUAAUUAUAGCUGCAGCUGUACAUUUGGAUCCGAUCUCACUUUACCUUCCAAUGCCUAUUACAGUACUGGACUUAGCAGUGCAGACAUUCCAGAUGUUAGCUUUGGGAAUUUUGAUUAUACUUCAGCAAUUUCUGACACCCCUCCUCCUCCACCUCCAAGACCUUUGCCCCCUCGUCCACCAAUAGUCUCCAAUCCUUCUGAACUUCCUCGUCUCAAGCCAUGCACUGUACCUGCCAAUGCCUCUCGUCCAGAAAGAUUUGACUGGCUGAUAGCUUUCACCCCAGAUACAGAGUCUCCACCCCUUGAGAAGCAAAAACCAUCCAAUGAUGACACGUUACACAAAUCAACUUCAGGCUUAAAAGUCACAACCUUUAAAGAACUACGCAAUAGAAGCAAGCAGGGUUUACCACCAGCCCAUGUUCUAUCAGAACCUGAUCCAGCUGUAGUGACCCCAGAUCCGGAUUUUCUGUACAACCUCAAAUGGAGGAGAGAGAAGAUUGAUGGAGAUGGCUGGGAAUAUACUUCCCAAGCCCAAGCCUCUUUUCUCCAACCACCACCCACUCCUGCCUCAUUGUCCCUUUUCAGGGAAAUGUGCCACCUGAAUAUACAAGACCGGCAGAGUCCAGCAGAACCCAAAGCUUUCCAACAAAUUGGAUGUUCAGUCAGUGAUGGCAGCCUAAGGACUAUUUGUGAUGAAAGAUAUAAAGAGGGUCAACCCAAAAAGAUGGAAGAUGGAGAGAAAGUAGAAGUUAGAGGAAUGGCAGAUGGAGCAUGGACCUUUGAAUCAAGGACAACAGUUUCCUCACCUCCCCUGUCUCUGUCCACGUCUCACCCCUUGACCUCACCUUAUUUCCUGCAUUCUGGUCCCAUGUCACAAGCCUCACAGUUGUACCACACUGACUCUAACAGGGAUCAUGCUGUGCAUCAAUGCGAGGGUUCCACAAACAUUUCAAAACCAUCAUGCAUAAAUUCCACCUUUAACCCUAGCAGAAAAUAUACUGACUAUACAGAUUCCCUGUACUGUACUGAUACAGAAAACAAUGCGUUUUUGUUCUAUAACCAAGGAAAUGACUUCAAUGCUAACGUGGAUUCAUUGUAUCAUGAGUGUAAGCAUAGGAACAGCUUUCUGGAUUCUUUGUACUUUUACGAACAUGAUUCAGAAAAUAAGAAAUCCAACUCUGUGUAUAACAAUGAAUUAGAUUCAACAAAAAAUGACGAGUCUCUUUAUUACAAUGAAACAUACAAAAGAAACACCCUAAAGCUUUUCACAGACCCAGAACCACCAACUUACAUUAACACACUUAAUGACGGUGACAUAACACCAUAUAAAAACAUUGACAUGGAAAGCUACAUAACAAUGCGAAAGCUUAAAAUUCAGAGCUACGCGAACAACAACGAUAACAAAGAUACACAGAAUCAGUUUAAUUCACUUUACUUAUGUUCAGAUCACAACAGUAAUAAAACCACAACACAAAAUAAGGAGCAAAUUCUGUCUUUUCCAGCCUAUUACCUGUACCAUCCCAAAAACUGCCCCCUGCAUAAAGGUGCACCCCCACGGCUUUCCCCCGUAGGUGCAAUCUCACCUCCCCAUAGAUCUGGACCUCCUGUUCCUGGCACAGAUGUUGCCCGACUAUGUUCUCCCCUUUUCCCUCGAAGUCACACCCUUCCUGCCCUUGCUGCCCCCCUUUAUUACCCCUACCUGUACACCCCACCUGUUGAAGCCCCUCUGCGGGAGCCAUCAGUCCCUGUACCUCACUCUCAGCAGACUCCUUCACCACAUACUUUGACUGUUCGCAGCGUCUCAUUUGCUGGCUCUGAGCAGAAAAACGUGGCCUGGAUAGGAGAUGAUGCAAGGCACUUAAUGAGAACUGAAGGGCUGUCUUCUGCAUGCCUGCAGGAAAAGAAAUCUCUUGUCAGUUCAGUCAGUGUGGCAGUGGAGGCCAUUUUGGCUCAGUUCAAGUCAUCUAGGACCCUUGUGCAGAAGUUUUACACAGUAGAUCCGGCUCUCUCUGGAGACAGCAGUGUAAAUCCCUCUCUGGGUCGCCUGGUACUGCAGUGCCUUUGCCCAGCCCUGCGCAGUCUGCUCUGUGAUGGACUCAAACCCCAUCAAAGUGACCUCAUUGCAGGCAGAAGGCCAAAUUCACCAUGGGGAUUGGUUUUAGCUUCCACCAAACCAGGCCCAAGCACACAGGCCUUGCACAACCUUCAGGCUAAAGUAGCGGGGCUUCCCCAGCUUAAGCAGAACAGACACAGGUUCAACGCCUUCCUGUUUGGUCUUCUUAAUAACAAGCUUCUGGAUUACUGGUUUUCACAUCUGCACUCCUGCUGUGAUGUGUUGGAGACUUUUUAUCGGCCUACAUCCUUCAUGCGACUGUCACUCACUUCUUGUCAGCAUCUUUUUGAGGAGCUGCUUCUUCUGCUACAGCCUCUUUCUCUUCUGACCUUCAACCUCGAUCUGCUGUUUCAGCAUCACCACCUAGACCCCACCUCCCCGACUCUCACUCCAGCCAGUCACAGCUCCGAUGUACGUAGUCCGCCAAAUGAAGACUUCAGCUUCUACUUGUCUCCAAAGGGGCUUUUCAAUGGCAGUGGCCAUCAUCUUGGAAGCGUAUUAGAGCAAGACCACAAGGCCUUGGAUUUACAAGGCCCUAAUUCCAAUCCAGGUCUCACAAGCCUGUCCAGUCAUGCUUUUGAUGUGUUUGAAGAUUCAGCCUAUCGCAAUCCUGUUUCAGGUGUCACCAAAGAAGAAGCUAGUCCUCCAUUAUCAUGGCUGAAGGGAAAUGAGAUACCAAUGCAUUUUAGUAGUGAGAGUGGAGCGAGUCUUUCUCAGCAGGCAGGCCAAGCUUUUCAGCAAGGUUGGGGGGCGGUUAUGCGCUUGGGGGAGCGUUUGGGGCAAAACUUCGGUUUGGCCACCUCUAGCUCCUCAGAGGAUGUUAAAAGCCCCAAUUCACAAGAUGACUUGCAGACGGCCUUCCCACUGCAUCCGAAAAGUCCAUUUGAAAACGGACAGCAACCAAGAGAGGAGCUUUCCUUGUGGGAUCGUGGAACAACUGUUCCUUGGAGCUUAGGAAGGCUUUUUGGAGCUUCGAAGAGCCCCAACAACUUACCAACAACAAUCAGACGGCCUUCACAGUGGCUCUCACCUGGGGUAUCUGUUCUUAACCGCUUUGUGAAUCGUGGCCAGGAUCCUCUGUCUGAAAAAAGAGAGAGAAACACAGAUGAGGAAAAAGAUGAAAAUGAAAAUUGCAAGAAAACCAGAGAUCAACAGAAGCCCCUGAGGAUGAUCAGAACACUGUGUGACUACACAGGCACUGGUGCAGAGCUGAGCUUCAGGAAAGGGGAGGAGCUUGUUCUGUUAGGAGGUGUGGACCAUGACUGGAUACAGUGUCGUCAAGGUGACAAAGAGGGCCUUGUUCCCAUUGGUUAUGCUUCACUUGUCAUGUGACUUAUACUUAUUUCCACUUGUAUGUUUGUGUGAAUAUCAGGGGAUAUAGACUACUGAAUAAGGAAAAAGAAACCAUAUUAAGAUGUAGUAAUUCGUAGCAGUGUUAUGUGCUUAUUUGUUUAUCUAUGAGCCUUGUUGCCUGGUUUGUGAUGUCUGAAAUAUUUUCGGUGGUAUAUACAGACACUAUAAAUUACUGUAUAAAUGAUAAAUAAAUCGUUAUAUAUUUACCAUAGACUUUACUAAGAUAGAUAGACAGAUAAACAAGAAAUAGAAGUAGUGAAAUGAAAAGAAUCACGUUAAAAAAAUAAAAUAAAACCAUAAUAUUGUAUUUAUUAUUAUCUGCCAUAACAAAAUGCUUCCAAAAAAGCGCUUAGCACAUAGUUAUCAAAAUACAAAAUAAUAUUUACAAAAUUAUAUUAUAUUACAUCACAUCAAGUCUAUAAAUAAAUAUAACCAAUACUGGUACAGUUUGCACCACUUUUACUAUUAUACCAUAAGAUUAGCCGUAUUUUGGCUUAUUUUGGGGCUGUAUUAGACUGUUUUACUAAAAUUAGUUUAUUUUAUAAUCAAUGAUUUGGUGUUAUUAAAUAUAUUGAGCUAGUCAAUCCAAAAAAUGAAUUCUUUAAAAUAAUUAUAUUUGCUAUUCUGUGAACACCAACAAUUAAUAAUAAAAGAAAGAUGAACACUUGAUUUUGCCUAAAUAUGCCCCAAAAAACAGCAAAAUCUUUCUUUUUUCAAAUAUCAGAUUGGUGUAGCUUUAUAUAAUUUCAUUAUAAGAAUUGUUGUAACUCUCAAUGGUAAUAGUCAAAUAUCUCAGAGCUGUAGUGUUUAGGUAAUAGUUUAACUUUUCUUUACAAUGUGAUGGUAAUGUGGUAAGAUCUGUAUCAUCAUGAGCUUGAUAGUGAUGACUAUGCAUAAUCUGUACUGUAAUAUUUAUGAGGUUUGUUGCUGAAGAAACCAUAUACUGUAUGAUUGAUAGCAUUAAUGAUUUUCUUUUGAAUGGAUAUUCUGUGUUGGUUAAAUACUUUGAAUAAGAGAUCUACAUAUAAAACCUGCAUGAAUGUGUAUGAAUGUGUCUAUAAAUUCUCACUUAAUCAUUAAUACAACUUUCCUUUUCAUUUGUGAGCAUGCAUAGGUACAUAACUCAAAAUUCACACUCUGUGCUAAGGAUAUGGGCUUGGAUUGUAGUAAGAAAGUUCUUUUUUAAUAUGAGCUUGCUUCAUCUAUUAAGUGACACUGUACUUUCCAAAAACAUGAAUAUGACUGUACAACAUUUGUGUCACACAACAGCAACUCCAAAUCAAACGUAUCUUGACAUAAACACUAAAGAAGAAAUGGAGUAUGCACACUAGGCUGCUGUAUCGCACACUUAUUGACUGAUGAAACAGCUGUCAAAGAUCUGGAGAAAGUUGUCAUGUUAAUGUGCUAGAUUGCAUGAAACACAGCUUUAUUUGCUAUACCCCAUACUGAUAAACCUUCUGCUCUAUUGCAACCAAUAGCAGAAAGGCAGAUGGCUAUAAAAUAGCAGUAACAGAAGAAAACCGACCAUUUACAGUAUGUUUAUGUCUUAAAACUGAACCAAAAUAUUACACUUAAUUCAGUUUUUUAUUACCUCAAGUACAGCAGGGGACAUUUGGUAUAUUGCCAUAAGGUACAGUGUAAGACACAUCUAAAAACAUUUAAGACAGAAACGUUGUAAUAUUUUUACAAUAAUUGCCUAAAAGCUUAAUGUCCCAGUUUUAAAAUGUAAGAAAUGUUUGAAAAUGCAAUGAUAGCAGCAACACUGUAAAAAAAAUUUGUUAGUUUAACUUAAAAAAAGUACACUAAAUAUAUUCGGUUGCACAUGAUUGAAUCAAGUUUUCUUAAAAUGAAAAUUAUUUAAUUAUUUAAAUUAAUGUUAAUUUCAUUUUAAGGAAACCUAAUUCAAUCAUGUGCAACCGAUGUCCAGAAGUGUUUUUUUUUUUUUUGAGUAAGUAACCUGGUUGCCUUUUAAAUAUUUUUUGAAUUUAAAUAUUAGUUGAAUCAAAAACAGUAAUGUAAAAAUUGUUGUGUUAACUUAUAUUUUGAAAAUUUUAAGGCAGCCAGGUUACUUACAUUUUUUUAAGUUGAUAAACAGUUUUUUUUACAGUGAAAAGAGAUUCAGUUAUAAUCUUACCUCACAGUGCAAACUGCAAUCAUAAAUUGAUUAAGGAAUUUCACAGUGUGAAAUGUAGAUUUACAAUUGUGAGUUAACAUUUGAUUUGGAGAAAGAAAGAGUUGUUGCAUCAUAUAUAUAAAUAUACAGUAGUGCAUUGUUUGUGGUUAAUUAUAUAAAAUGGCCUGUUUUCUAUCUGUUCCUCUUGUCUAUCUCUCUAUCUAUCUCUAUCUCUUGUUGUGUGUGAGAAGACUUUUGUGUGGUUAUGAGUUGUGUAGCUCUGUGUGAUAUUGCCCAUUGCUGGUAGCACAUUUAAAGCAUAAUAUGUAAUGUACCACACUCCUGAGGUCUAUCAUUCACUGUCAAACAGCUCUAUGCAUGUUGGUGUUUGUAAAUAAACCCAAUAAAACAUUAAAAAAAAUGUGUAUGGCUAAUGUAGUGUGUUGUGCUGAAGUAUCUCUAUGAGAUACAGUGCGUUUUAUA
Paramisgurnus dabryanus is the source of this 8532-nucleotide messenger RNA. RefSeq names its product RUN and SH3 domain containing 1 (gene rusc1). Gene Ontology annotation, cellular component: cytoplasmic vesicle. The record is from RefSeq and is a predicted model, not a curated record. Gene Ontology annotation, molecular function: protein binding. Lineage: Eukaryota; Metazoa; Chordata; Actinopteri; Cypriniformes; Cobitidae.